Molecule: messenger RNA, 1857 nt
Organism: Exophiala dermatitidis NIH/UT8656
Lineage: Eukaryota; Fungi; Ascomycota; Eurotiomycetes; Chaetothyriales; Herpotrichiellaceae
Product: MFS transporter, SP family, myo-inositol:H+ symporter
Exons: 4
Coding region: 1-1857 (618 amino acids)
Biological process (GO): transmembrane transport
Cellular component (GO): membrane
Molecular function (GO): myo-inositol:proton symporter activity
Source: RefSeq, a predicted model, not a curated record
AUGGUCGGCGGACGAAUUAUAAUCGAUGGGCGCUCUGCAAGGCUUAUCAUUUGUCUCCAUCGAGUCAGGCAUAAAAGAAGUCGGCAAUUCCACUUCAACGUCUCUCUCUCUUCUUCAGUCUGGCCCAGUCCACGACAGGCUGCCAAAGAACAAGAACAUUACUUGCACAGUUGUCAUACGGCAAGCCCACUCCAGCCCAGGCCAGCUCAACGGUCAACACGGCACCACAGGCAGCAGCUUCCCAUUGAAGGAAAGAAGAAUAAAAGCAUGGCUUACGACGACAAAGACGUUGGCGACGGCGCCCAUGUCGAGACCAUUGAGCGCAGAAAGAGCACGUCGGAAGAAGUCGCCGAGCUCAGUGGCAUCGAGGACACGGCUGCGUCCACAGCAGCCUGGCUGAUCUCUAUCACCGUCUCUAUCGGCGGGUUUCUUUUUGGCUACGACACGGGCUACAUCUCGUCCGUCCUCGUCACGAUCGGAACGUCUCUCGGCCAUGAACUAAGCUCGAGCGAACAAGAGCUCGUCACCUCGCUGACCAGCGGCGGUGCCUUGGUCGGAGCCGUCUACGCAGGCAUGACGGCCGACCGAUGGGGUCGCCGCCUCCCCAUCUGGGGAGCAUGUGCCUUGUUCGUCAUCGGCACCGUCCUACAAACGUGCGCCUACUCGGUCGAACAGUUUGGCGUUGGCCGAUUCGUGGUCGGUUUGGGAGUCGGGUCUGCCGCCAUGAUUGUCCCGCUUUACAUCGGUGAACUCGCACCAGCCAAAUACCGCGGCCGAAUGAUCGCGUUCAACAACAUGAGCGUAACCUUCGGACAGCUCGUAGCCAGCGCGCUCGGCGCGGGUUUCCAACACGUCAAGGGUGAAGGUUGGCGGGCCACCGUGGGCAUCGGAGCGUUCCCGCCGCUCGCGCUCGCGGCCCUUUUGUUGCUCUGCCCGGAGUCACCUCGUCAACUGGUGUCUCACAGCAAACACGAUGCGGCCGACGCGGUCCUGCUGCGCAUCUACCCGACGUCGUCGCGCGAACAGCGGUCGGCCAAGAUCCAGGCGAUCGAAAUGUCCAUCCACGAAGCCACAUCGGCCAUGACGGACGAAUCCAUCUGGGUCACGUUCAAACGCGUCUUCACCACGCCCGCCACGGGCCGUGCAGUCCUGACGGCGUGUGUCAUCAUGGCCAUCUCGCAGCUCGGCGGGUUCAAUACGCUCAUGUACUACGCCGCGACGCUGUUCGGGCUGGUCGGGUUCACCAACGCCACCGCGGUCGCCAUUACCGUGUCCGGCACCAACUUUGUCUUUUCACUCGUCAACCUCGUGCUCGUCGACCGCUUCGGCCGUAGGAUCAUCCUGGCCAUCACCGUACUGGGAAUGUCGGUUUGCAUGCUCAUCGCCGCCGUCUCGUUCCAUUACAUCCCGCUCAACCAUAACUUGGAGCUGGAGACGGAUCAUGUCGGGUGGCCGGCUACGUUGGUCCUAGUCACAAUCGUGUGUUAUGUCGCUUUCUUUUCCUCGGGCGUCGCCACCAUUGCUUGGAUCGGUACGGAGCUCAUCCCGCUGGAAGUCCGGGCCGUGGGUACUAUGCUGAAUACCGUAACUUGCUGGAGUACCAACAUCAUCAUCUCCUCGACCUUUUUGUCCAUGAUGAAAGGCAUCACCCCGUCCGGCGCGUUCGGGUUCUACUGCGGCAUCUGCUUCGUCGGCUGGGUCUUUAUCGUCUUCUGUUACCCCGAGUGCAAAGGCAUGCCGCUCGAGGCCAUCCGCGAGGUCUUCAGUCGCGGCUUCGGCGUCAGGUAUUCGAAGCAAUGGCAGCGCGAGAACAAGGAUCUGGUCAAGACCGCAACGACUACUUCUUUUGGUCAUUGA